GCAAUUUGGAAAUAUCGACGAGGUCUCUAUCGUCGAUGUGCUUAGUUGUAUACAACUAUAAGUCUUGUUCUUUCUUCCCCAGUCUACAACCUGUUAGUAGUAGUACCAAGAUGAUGAACAAAGAUCAUCGAUGGUGACGGAAAUAGGCCUCACCACCUUGCUACUUACUUACUAGUACUAGUAGUAGUACCUCCUUGAAAUUGAAUAACAUGGAGAAGGCACCACUGGCAGAGAAUGGCGAGGCAGGUCCGUCAGGGUUGGAGACAUUUUUCCUUCACGAAGCAGUCGAGGAGGAUGCGGACGAGGCGGUUGAUGAAGACUCUUUUUUCGAUGAUGUCGCCGAACUUCUCGGAGACGAUCACGCGGGAGCCGAGGAGUUCGCCACCACGUCUGCGGACGAAGAUGAUGUGGACCACGGCGAGAGCAGAAGAGGCAUCAUCCAGGCUAAACUGUCAGGAUCCGAUGGCCAAACGGGAGCAGUGCUGGCCAGCAGUUCGCCGACAAAGCUGUUCUAUAUCGAGAAGGGCCCUCCUGACCUCGAAGAAGGUGAGGGACGUCGGCCGCCUUCAACAACAAGCGAAGGGAUGAAAAGUGCGGCGCAAGAAGCGCAGGGAAGAAAAGGUGGGGGAAAUGUUUUAUUGUUUCAUAGCGCUGGUGAGGGUGAGGGUGCAGCGCAAGGAGGCCUCACCGAUGGGGAGCUCGCGCGUCCAACUUUAUCGACGGAGCCUACAACAGUGGCGGAACGAAAAAAUGAUUCAGACCCGCAGGAGAAUCCAGCGAGAACGAUUUCGACUGCGUCUGCAUCAUCAAGUAGCAGCCUAGUCAUAGACAGCGGUGCUGCUGCUGCGGGUGAUUCAGCUUGUGUUUCUAGUGACGAUAUGGCAGUGUCGGAAGUCCCACACGCACAACAGGAGAUGAACAAGCGCAUAUCUGCUUCUAGUACAACACCCGACAUAGACAGCGACCGCGCUGGAGGUAGAGCUAACGGCAUAACUAGCACAAGAACUGAAAAAUCAGCAACCGGCACGACAGGGAGCGAAACGAAAAACGAAGCAAGCUGUGAUGCAAAUCAAGACGAUGACUCUGAAAACCAGGAACAAAAAGAUCAAGCUUGUAGAGGUAGUGCCGACAUGAAGCCAACAAAUCAAGUAGAUCAAGAUGGAUCGCCGCCAGCAGACGAAGAUCAACAGGAGCAAGUAGACGAGAAAGACGAAUCCUCAAAGGAGCUGCCCUUAGCGACUUCAGAGCUACCAAAGAGUGAAAACACGGUGGAGGUCGGAAAUGAAUUGGGCGACCUCGAAGUAGAACAGUCACAGAAAACGGAAGGAAAAAACGCGAAUUCCUCAAGCGCAAAGACGAGGAGCUCUAGUGCUUUGCGUGGUCGCGGAAGCAAACCAAAACAAACGAAGCCACGCUCAAAAUCCUAUCGAGUUCAAACCGGAGCAAAAACAAAAGCUAAGAAUGGAGGCGCCAGUGAUGGGAGUGCCAGUGUUUCGGGUACAGAUGGCGACCAAACAGCUUCCUCCGCGUCUUCAUCAGCUGCAGGUGCGCCGCUCGCGAGAUCAGCAUCGUCGCCGCUUCUGUACUACCCGGAAACAGAUCGCGCUGCGCGAUCAAAGGACCUCUCUGACCGGUUACGCAGUCUCGCACGGCCACGAGGUUUGGGGUCAGAUCGGCCCAUGCCGACUUCAAGUCAUUACAUCGAUCGAAGCGAAGACAAUAGUCCGGCCAGCCGAACCAGCCCCAGUGGGAGGGUACCCGACAUUCAGUGCGUGUUUGAACUUACAUGUAACUUGUGAUCUAGUACUAGAACCAGUAAGUUGUAGAUCCGGUUCCUGAUAUUCUUGCCGCUUUGGAUUUGGGAGAAGAAGGACACAAGGCAUUCUACUUACCAAAAACCUUUAUUCUAGAAAGAGUUGUUGGACCAACAGGGUGAAAAGCAAUUAUGUCGUGCACCUUGAACUUUUUUUUUCAUUUCUGGGAAUCUUAGACUUAGACUCCCUAAACUUUCACUUGCUUACUCGAUGAGCACCAACAACAUCAGCGCUCUCCCAUCGUCCGUCCGUCAUUGCUGGUUCGCGUGCGACCCGUCAAUUUGGAGGAGGAGGAGAAGAAAUUCUUUGAUUCCAAUUGUACGUACGACCCGCAAUUUGAAUACGCCUACCCUCGAGACCAAAUUCAAAAACUUUUCGAGAAAAACUCGGAUAUUGACACCAGCCUCAUGCCAGAAAGCAAACGAUUAUGACGAAAUGCUAUUAAAGCUUGACCUGCACUUGCUGCUUGAUCAUGAGUUUAAUUUUCUUCUACCUCCGCCUUCUUGACCUAGCUUACCUCGAAGAUCAACAUAUGAUUCAUAUCCGCUCUUGAUCAUGCUCUCUCAUUCCAUGAACACGACGAUCGAUGUCGUCAAUUUUACUGAAAGACAAUUAGCCACGGUUCGAAGCUGUAUUGGCACUACCUCUCGUAGGUAAGUAUAGAUACAACUACAUCCUUAACUAGUUACCAGCGAUGUCAUUGUCCCUCCAUCCACCCUGCCUCCUUCUCUUUUAUAUGUCAUUCUCGAGAAAGCGCUGGCGCAGUUCAAAGAUGGCGAUGACUACAUGGCUGCACUGCACGGGACAGAACACUACACGCCUGAUGAGCUUCGUGAAUUUGUGAUGGACUAUCUACGCGAGUUGCGUCUUGAGGAUAAGGUUAACCUCAAAAUAUCGAAAGCGGGACUUGCUGCGGCCUGUUGUACUUACGAAGUAGAUACUAGGGAAAAAGGACAUCCACGCUAUUACUCAUCAAGAACGAACAUUGGAUGAGGUCAUUUCUUGCCCCUCGUCUACCUUCAGCUCCAUCUCUAUCUUUCAGUUUGUAUCACAUUCUCAUCUUCGUUUUCUCUAAGAUUGGAAAAACUUUGUGGAUGGGCGCAAUCAGUAUGAAAUUUCGCUUGCGGCUGGCAGUAUGCCCAAAAUCAUGGCCCAGGGAAUCUGCGACCACGAAAUAGGAACUCAUCUUCUGCGCAUGAUGAAUGAGGAUGUACAGGCUUGGAGCAAUCUCAAUGCUGUCGGAAACCGGAAGCGUUUCGGGUUACACUUAAAUCCCUGGAUAACGGAGGAGGGCCUGGCCACGCUUAACACGUUUUUCACUUUCAAGAUCAAGCUGCUGUACCCACAAGCCAUGCGGUAUUAUGCGGUAUUUACUUACAUCCUGAUGCAGCUUUUCCAUCGAAGUGUAAAUAGGUGAGUCAUGAUGAUCAUGUCGUGAAUAAGAACAUGCCAACACAAAACCACGGUUUCAUAUGUGAUAGUCAGAUGCGUGUGGUAUUCUUGUUAUUUCUGUUUCUUGCCUGCGAGCGAUUCGAUCCUUCUUGAUCACAUCUUCGUUACUCCCUUUCGAUAAAACAUGUGGUACGCACCGCAGGUUUGUAGAGGAACGCAGCUUGGAUUUGUGUCGCUUUUUCGUGAGAUGCAGCCCUACGUGCCAGAUGAACGCAAACGCUUUCGCCUAUGCUGUCGUGUCAAACGUGGACUGCAUAACACUGGACACCCAGUUAAGACCCGCAAGCAUACUGUCCGGUUGUGAGCUCUCUGACUGCUGACUGUAAAUUUGCUGUUAUUGUUAGCGUUACGUCCUCUACAUAUGUAUCCACGGCGCACAAGUAUCUCUAAUGCAUGAAGCUUCUACAUCGAUCAAGCCUAUUUCUUAGGAGCCGUGCAGAUUCUGAGACGGCUCCACGAAAUUCAGGACCUCAGUGUACUGUACGCUGGACAGGUAUCAGUUUACAACCGUUACUAGCACUACCUCCGUCGUUAGGGCGGCGCCGGAUCAGUACUAGAGUCACAACAUAUUAACUGGGACGUCACACUGAUUCUUUUUGAUUUAGUCUGCAUCAAUGCCGAUGCUUUGUACAAAAAACGAAAAAUCCAGAUUGCGCUUCAGGAGUUGGACAAGGUGUUUUUCCUGAUGCGAAGGGAGCUGAUGCGACUGCCACACUGGUUGCGUUCCGCAAAGAAGACGAAGGAGUGGCUCGCACAUUGUCAGGAGCUUCUGGAGGAGAACGAAUUACAACAUUUAUACACCGACCGCGCCGUCAAGGAGACCUUUAUUCGGCGCAACGUUGGUCCUUUACGCCAAACACGACAGUCUUUACCUGCAAAAGCAGUCAACGUUGGGGAUCGCGUGGAGCAAGACGGUUCUUCGGUUAUGAAAAAUGCUCUUUGUGAAUGUGAUUCGUUGUCGGGGUCACAGCGUCAGUGUCAAUUUUUAUAGUACCGUAAUCACAACAUGUACAGUGCUCCUUGAUCUGAGCUCAUCACAAAGUUUUCAUUGCUCGUUAAUACGCUUAUGCUUACGGGGAUCUUCAAUUUCAGUUUUGCUUUGAUGUUCUCUCGUCUCUCUCUCUCUACAAACAGCGUCUUUUGUUCUAAUAGUGAAGUUGCUGGGCGUCGUCGUGCCGCUAGUAUGGAUAACUCGAGCUAUAUGAACGCAACAUCGGCGUCCUUGCGCCACAGCGUGAGCAGCAAGGAAAUCCAUAGUUCUAGUGCGUCGUCGAGCAUCACACAACAAGAGGCCUUUGCUCCCACGAAAACACGUGCGGAGCAGCAGGAAGCAAGCAGACGGCUUGCGGAAGGGCGGCUCACCAGCGGGCGUUUCAAGUCAGCCGUACAAGACGUGAUAAAUAGCACCUCUUCCGCGUCGGGAAGUGGAGCAAAACGGGGUCUAGAUCCUGGUCGCCUUUCUGCGCUGGCGCAGCCGAAGCGCGAUACGAACGAAACUGCAGAUGGAGACGCAAGUAUGCAACAAGCCGCCAACGCCAGUGUCUCAGACCCCUCGCGUCUCCGCGAUCUCGCUAGGCCGAAGCUGGCGAGCACGGCCGCUGAACCGGUAGCGCCGCCCGUCAAAAAUGUAAGGUCGAAAAAGAAAAAAUCGAAAAAGCACAAAAGCGGGGACCGGAGCGAGAGCGAGACUUCGUCCGCGUCAUGUUCGGCUACCGAGGCGGACCCCGGGGAAGGCACACGGGUGAGUAAUUUCAGCGCAGGAUCUGCUUUCUCGCCAGCAAGUCCAAACAAAGACCGAGGCAGUACCUCGUUCCAAGUAGGUGGGAGCAGCAGUAGUUCGGCACCGUUGCGCAGCGGCGGUGCCUCUGGAGGGCUGACACCACUCCAAAGCGGCAGGUCGCAAGUAGGUUCUGCUGCCAAUAGCCCUUCCCAUCAGGGACGUCUUUCGAGUAGCAGUCUCGGUCCCCGCACACCGGUAGCUGGAAAUCGAAGCCCACCCGGCAGACAGGGAAACUCACCAAAUAGCGGCUCUCGUGUUUUGACUUCUCUGACAGGCGGAUCUCCCGCAGCGGGAUUGCGCAGGUCACCGCUUCGGCAACAGCAGGUUUUCGAAUAUGAUCACCAAUUGACUUCUAGUAGUUCAAGUGAAGAAGAACAGACUGUGGCCCAACCCUCACGCUCUUCAAAAGAUGGCCCGCAAAAUGUUGAGGAUACGGAAGAUAAACAGUUAAAGGCAGUUGCGGCUGAUGAAGGAGUUGAGCGGGAAACAUUUGGAGACAGUGCGCAGAAGAGGGAGGAACGACACCAAAGCGGCCUGACGACAGGAUCAACUCUCAACUUUGCCAAAGGUUUUAAUGCAAAAACGGAAAAGAUCUGGCAGAAUGCACAGCGGGGACAACGCCCACGAGCUGACACAACAUUGACGGAUCUGACUCUAGACGAAGACUUCCUACGAGAAGAUCCAAUGUCGGCUGAGGUAUGCACCAAAGCGGGACCCCUGAAGAAGGCUGUUGCGGUACAAGUACAGUCAGCUAUUUACUUGAAAUGUUAUGUGAAUCUGUAACUGUAUCUCCAUCAAGUGGAUUUUGAUUGAGUCAGAAACCUUGAGUUUCCGGUUGAUGCAACACAACAAGGUAGAUUUAGAUUGACACUAUUGGAUUCUUCUUGUACCCUAGGGAGAUGGAAAAGCUUCCUUAUUUGAUUGAUGUUGCACUUGCAGCGUUACCUUUCUCAGGUUCUCGAGCAAGCAAAGGGAGAGAAGAUGAACGACGAUGUUGUUGGUGACCUGGACGAAGACGAUGGAACCUCGACGUGCGCCCUGUCCAGCUCGUGCUCCGCAGCCGAGUUCUCAUUUUGCGGGCCUCUGCGGACACCCUUAUCCGCGUCGUCUUCUGCAUCAUCGGCGGAAACAAGUGGGAGUCGUAGUAGUGGCACUGGUAGCGCUGCGAAAUGUGACUUAACACAGGAAUUCGAGUUACUAGGCAAUACUAGGCAGCGUUCGCCGCUCUCCUCGAAUAGUCCGAGUAAGGAUGACAAGAAUGACAAUCCUCUGACGAAUAAGGACGAGGGUCGCCCACCAGCGACAUCGACGUCGACCGGUGGAGGAGCGCUUCGCCGAAGCUCGAAGGAUUCGGAAAACUACCUUCUAUCCCUUGCCGAUCGGUUGUCCUCAGAGGUGACUACACAGUCGCAGCAGCUGCGUGGAGGCGCGCGGCCAACAUUUGGCUCGAACUGGCGUCCUAUGCCUGAUAUGCCGGUCUCGGAACUGGUUUUUCCCACGGUUUCUAAGCGGCAAACUGGUGCUCAAUCUUCCGAAGAUUCGCAAAACUAUAAGCUUUCGUCGUCGGCGACGCAGAACAGUGGUAAUAAGAAUGAUGCAAUUCGAAUUUUUCAUAGAACAGAACAGUUUAUCUUUAUAGCACGAAUGGCGAAUGGGAAUGGCACGGAUGGCACGAAUGGCGGCACCUUGAAAGGCCCAAAAGGGCCACGAAUGGCACGAAUGGAAAAGCUAAACAGGGGCUGCCUAUGGGUGUCCUGGGUCGGACGGUAUUCUAGCGGAAGAUCUACCGAUUGCCUACUGGCGGGCCGGCUCGUGGCGGAACAGGCCCCGAUCACAUUGGGGGGCGAGGGGGGGCCAGUGGGGUAAGCGGUGCGGGCAGAAGCGAAGCGGCCCAAGGCCGUCCUGCCCUUGAGGGUCCUGGCCGUGCUGCCGGGCAGGGUGGGGGCAGUAUUGUCGUGUCCGGCCUUGGGCCUGCAGCGGUAGCGUGCCGGGCGCUCCGCUCAUGGCCAUGCAUGACGCGAGGGUGUGGCUGAAGGUAGCUGUCCGGCACAGUAGGCGGCGGUAGCCUCACCCGGGAACCGGUGUCCACGAAAGUAAGUGGGGCGCCCUUCGGUCUCCUAGUAGGUGCUGACCAGAGGGCGGGUGGCACAGUUUACAGCUCGGUUUACAGCACGAAUGGCGCAUCCAUGGGACGAAUGGCAUGAAUGGCACACCCCAACCAACCCCAAAUGUGUCACGAAUGGCACGACUGGCACAGGCUGGCAGGGUUCCGCCAGCUGGCGCCCCUGGUCUCCUCCGCUUAUCGAGUAUGUAGGUCGUGCGUAAGUGAUUCUUCCCAUGAGGGAAGCCACGCCGGUCGACAAAGCCGGCAGCGAGCGAGGAGAGGGGGGCGCGAGUCCCCGGCAGGCUCCUCUACCGUUUUGAAAAUGGCAAGGGAGCGGGCUAGGGAAACAGCGGAAGCCGCUUCGGAGGAGUGCAGAACUUCACGCAAGGCGCCGCGUGGGCCUCGUUUUUUGUCGGAAUUUUGUGGGGGUCAUACAAAUUCGGACGAAUUUACGUAACCCCCACGGAAUUCCGGGAAGAAAAUGCUGCGAGACCACCGGAGCGGCAUUCAUCGGGGUCCAGCUUAAAAACAGGCGUAGCCGCGUGCCUUGCGGUAGCCGUGACGACGAAGAAGGGAAGCAAGAGGUGGCGCCGAAGCAUGGCGCCCCGCCCGUACCGGGGAGGCGGCCUUGGUAUCAUCUAGUUCUAGCGGAACUGUGUAAGGGGGUGUGCGUUUGGCUGAGUGCGGGGCUUGGCGCCCGAAGGGCGCCCUGCGCCCGCGGGGUUCUUGCCGGUCGGCAUAGAGGGUCGAGCAGGAAGUGGCAACCUAGUGGAGGGAGCAACGCAGAAGGCCCGAAGGGCGCCCCGCUCUCGAAGGUCUAUUUGGUCCACGAAUGGGACGAGUGGCGAGGUCGAUCGCGGUCACGGAUUGCGCCCCCCCCAUCCGUGCCAUUCGAUCCAUGCCAUCCCAGACCUGGAACCCUUAUAAACUGCUCUACUAUAUAUAAACUGCUCUAUUGUGCGUUGUUCUUGCGCUGACGCUGACGCCUUUUAUCAAUAUUGCAUGUGAGUUGCCACAGCUGGUGCUUGUGAAACGUGAGGUUCUAUAAAUAUGAUAUGUUCAAUAACCAACACUAACAUCAUGACACCAGGUCAGCUCAAUCUUAGUGGGGCUCCCUCCACUGUCGCUGCUCUCACUGCAAAAACAGUUGGCGAGACCAAAAUUGAACAAGCGCCGGUAAUCGGGAGCAGUGUGGUGAGCCUGAAUGUAACUGCUAAAAUCCCCCUCCCACGCGUGGCUUCCGAAGCUACUUGUAAGGAUUCGUUUGCGCCUGCCACUUCGAGCACCUCCAUAGUGCACUCCGCUCCUGGUAUUACGACCAAUGGCACGGAUAAACCUACGACAGUGGUCGCGCCCGCUGCUUCAUCUUCUGAAAAUGGUGGCACGUCUAGUUUUCGAAGUCCCCGAUCAGCAUCAGCAGUACCGAAUAGUACUAAGGGUUAUUACAACAUACUGACCAGGAAACCGCUAGAAACAGAAAAAAACUAAAAAUGCCCUCAAGCGUUAACCCAACACCGCGCCCCUCAUUAAGAGCGGGGCGCAGGCCCCACUGUAAUAGGAAGACCGCGAGAGCGCUCCAGGCGCUUGCUUCUAGAGCAAGCGGACGCCUUCCCCCGGUCCCACCCGAUGGUCGUCGGACCCUGGGGAGCGGCCUCCCGGACUCCUUGCCUCGGUGGGCUUGGCGCUCCCCAUAGCAGUGAGAGGCGGCCAUCUUUGUCGCACCUUGGUCAGAAAGGCCGGGACCAUCCAACCAAGGACGCGGCACUGGAGCAGAGGCGUCGGCUUCUGCCUCGGGGUGUCCCUUGGCGUGGUGCAUCGGCUGAAGGUGGCAGCCACCCUCCCCUUGAACGUCCUCGAAAAGGGUGCGCGAAAAAAAAAAUUUUUGGCACCAAAGGGGGCCAACCCCUUGACCCCCUCUCUUUUCAUUCUAGCGUUUCGGACGCGACUAGGAUCUCCAUUCUAGCGUUUCGGACGACCCCCGUUGCGCCGCCCCCUUUGGUCCCAUUCUAGCGUUUCGGACGGGGCUUGAAUGGAAGCUCCUAGCCGCCCGCCAGAGCGCCGCAGGCAUGCGGGCAGACACUACUAACUGCCUGACGAUCCCUCUGCCAAUGCGCUGCCAAGUGUUCACAAUGUGUGAGUUGGCACAUUCCUGGAGACUCCAGACGCAUCGAUCGCGGGGGCCCUCCCAUUUCUUGGGCGCCCUCCUUCCGGUGUUCGGGUCCUCUUGCUGGUCGGUUGGCGCUUGCAAAGCGUUGCGGCUUGCUGGUAGACCGGGGCAAGCUCGUGCGCAGUGGCCCUUGGCCCGCGCGUGGGGCAGGGGGAACUCAGAAACGCAGCAGAGGCGGCUCCGCCUGAGUGAUCGGAUCAGCUUGCAACGCGAAGGGCAAGUCUCAAAGUGCAUUUUUAGUUUUUUUCUGAUUCUAGCGUUUUUCCCUUUAGUAAACAGAUCUGCUGCAUCUGCAACUGGCCCCUCUGCGUCUACUUCUUCCCGAGGUGGAUCCACAUGCAUGAUGAACAUUACUGCAGUGUCAGCCUCAGCAGCGCCAACGCCUUCCUUGUCCACCCCCGGCGUGGGUAGUCUGACGAGGGGCAUCAACAGAGAACGUCAGAGUGGAGGCAUGUCAGUCCCUGCUGCAGAAGUGGGCACGACUACUACUUUCUCGCUGAAUUCCGCGUCUGCGGCGAUGCCAAGUAUAGGAGGGACAUUAACGACUGAGACUGGACUGCAGCCGACGAUGGAUAUAUUGAUGCCUUCACGGCGAACGUCAUUUUCAAAGCGUCGCGCGGCGCGCGAACAGGAUCAUGCUCGGGGUAGCGACAACGUGCUUUACGGCCACACUAUUCCGUCCCCCAUUCUCUCAGCCGCAGCAUCUAUCAUCGGAGGUGCUCCGCCAGCCUCCACAUCUUCCACACCAGGAGCAGUAGCUGCAUCCGUCUCGCUAGGAAAUCAAAUAGCAGCGGUUGCAGCGGGAAUCACCAAUCGCCGAAGUAGCGGCUUCCCAGCUUCGAUUUCCCUCCCAGCAGCACCAGCAGGGAUGCACUCGCGAAAACAAGCACCAGUGACGGUGAAGACCUUGCAACUAGACAUCUAA
Messenger RNA from Amoebophrya sp. A25, 10242 nucleotides. The record is from the annotation of a GenBank genome assembly. Lineage: Eukaryota; Dinophyceae; Syndiniales; Amoebophryaceae.